This is a messenger RNA of Mollisia scopiformis, 487 nucleotides long. RefSeq lists its product as uncharacterized. The transcript has 2 exons. NCBI's taxonomy places the organism in Eukaryota, Fungi, Ascomycota, Leotiomycetes, Helotiales, Mollisiaceae. The coding region runs from base 127 to 474 and encodes 115 amino acids. The record is from RefSeq and is a predicted model, not a curated record.
GGCUGAAGUCAUCAGAGUCUUUGGUCUUGCGAUCUUCUAAGACAAACCUUGAUCUCACCCUUCAGCCUCCACACAAUAUUCUUUACCCCAAGCACUUUCAGAGCCUCAAAUCAAAAGGCAAGAAUCAUGAAUCUCAAACCUUUCCUCCUUUGGUCUGUUUCGCUUCUCGCAACUACAACAGCAGCACCUUUAGCAUAUCAAAAUUUUGAAUCAGACUCCAUGCUAGCAGUAAAUGUCGCCGAGUCUUCUUCUUAUGCUGCACGCUCGAACUUCGAAGCUGAUCCCAUGCUCGCGGUGGGAUCUUCCGACAAAUCCUCAUACUCGACCAGGAGCAACUUUGAAGCCGAUCCCAUGCUGGCCAUUGGCAGCGGGGACUCCUCUUCUUAUGCAUCUAAUCGCAAUUUCGAAGCCGAUACUAUGCUCACAGUGGGAGAGGAAGGCGUUUCAUCCUAUGCUUCAAACGAUUUGAUCUGAGACGAUGUCGGAC